Molecule: messenger RNA, 402 nt
Organism: Sphenostylis stenocarpa
Lineage: Eukaryota; Viridiplantae; Streptophyta; Magnoliopsida; Fabales; Fabaceae
Source: the annotation of a GenBank genome assembly
AUGGUACGCAAAACACCCAGAGGGAAACCCAUCAAAGAGUCCUACAUAAUAUCCAUCUUUGUUAUGACCUUGGGGUGUUCAUUUGCUGGUGAGAUGUUUGGAGAGCACUUCUUGAUUGGGCCUGCUCUUCUGGGUCUGGCAGUGCCUGAAGGCCCACCACUCGGAUCAGCAUUGGUAGAAAAGCUAGAAACCAUGGUCUCAACAGUACUCCUGCCAUUGUUCUACUUCUCCGUGGGUGCCAAAUGUGAUCUCAGUCUAAUCGAUGCUCAUAGCCUUGCAAUUGUGCAGCCUGUGGCCAUAUUUUGCUUCAUUGGGAAGGUGAUAGGAACCCUGGUGGUUUCAAUGUGGUGCAACAUAUCACUCGUUGAUGCUCUCUCCUUAGGUCUUAUUUUGAGUGCCUAA